Lytechinus variegatus (green sea urchin) is the source of this 2333-nucleotide messenger RNA. RefSeq names its product matrilysin-like. NCBI's taxonomy places the organism in Eukaryota, Metazoa, Echinodermata, Echinoidea, Temnopleuroida, Toxopneustidae. Gene Ontology annotation, molecular function: metalloendopeptidase activity; zinc ion binding. Gene Ontology annotation, biological process: collagen catabolic process; proteolysis; extracellular matrix organization. The transcript has 8 exons. Gene Ontology annotation, cellular component: extracellular matrix. The record is from RefSeq and is a predicted model, not a curated record. Bases 253 to 1707 code for a protein of 484 amino acids.
CAUGUCAUUAUACUAGUACUUGAAAACUUAUGAGAGAUAAAUUACAUCUCUAAAAAUUCAAUUUACAAUGAAUUUAUAGCUGAAGCAAGAAUGAAAUGUCAACAUAAUGUUUGUAUUGAUCUUCUUAUUUGAAUAUUGAUUGAUUUUAAUACUCAAAAACCUUUAGUCUCCUAAGACUUUCCCGUUUCAUUAAAAAAAAAUAAAUUCGGAUUCGUUACAUUGACUUUGGUAUCAAACUUUAACGAUUAAAAAAUGCUAAAGCAAAUUAUUCUCAAGGUGAUCGUAGUUUAUUGCAUUCCUGGUGUUUUCUCAGCCCCAACUCGGAGGAGGACGGCAGAGAUUACUUCUGAUCCAAUUAAAUACCUUGAGACAUAUGGUAAUCUCAAGACCAGUAUUCAGCACUCGCCAACCUCAGUCGACGAUCUUCCUGGACCGUUUCCGCAGUUUGCUGGCUUGCAGCAGACCGGGCUCCUCAAUGAAGCGACACGGGACAAACGCCAAGCGAAGAGAUGCGACGAAAGAGACAUCAUUGAUAACGGCUAUAACCAGCAGGGAGAGAGCAAGAACUGGGGAAGAUUUACACCAAAAGGGGGUAGAUGGACAAAGAACGACUUGACGUAUUACUUUAAGAAAUACACUACUGAUCUUACUCGACUUCAAACUAAGGAUGCGAUUAGAAGAGCUUUCCAAGUUUGGGCAGAUGUUUCGCCGCUGACGUUCACAGAAUCAUCCGAAUCUACAGCCGACAUCAUUAUCGAUUUCGUGUCGAGAGACGAGCAUUCCGAAGAAUACCCUUGCGAGCAUAAUAAGUUCGACGGGCCUGGUGGCUUUAUUGCGCAUGCGUUCUACGACCCACCGCUCGGCAUCGUCCACUUCGACGAAGACGAAACGUUCACGACUAUGACAAUGGGUCGUAAGGGUACCUUCGACCUCGCUUUCACUGCCGCUCACGAGAUCGGCCACGUACUUGGAUUGGGACAUUCUAACAACUCCUGUGCAGUUAUGGCCCCAUUUUACAGAGGUAUUGAAGGAGGUUUAAACCUACAUCGAGAUGAUAUAGACGGAAUCCAGUAUUUAUAUGGUACUCCUGAUGUUGAUGUAACGGUGGCUGAUUAUGGAAGGGAUAUCAGCGAAGUCGCCAAACUUCCGUCAUGCGACACACCAUGGGAUGCCGUCACAUACUACGCCCCUGACGAUGUCGUCUACGCAUUCAAAGGCAAGUUCGUCUGGGCGAUCGACGAGGAGGGGGCCUUAGAAGGCUACCCGAGGAAGAUCAACAAGGUAUUUCACGGGGCACCAAAUAACGUCCACUCUGUCGUAUCUGCCGGGAGCCGGACAUACAUGUUCAAAGGUAGGAAAAUCUGGCGAUUCUUCGGGAAGCAGUUGGAACCCGGUUUCCCCCGUCUGAAACGAAACAGUUUCCCGUCCAAAACCGAUGCUGCCCUGGUCCAUGAUGGUAGGAUAUACAUCCUCAAGGGAACCCGGUACUACGAGUUCUUCGAGAAUGAUCUUAGCAUCGGAUGGUCCAAGGAGAUUCUUCAUCAAUGGAGAGUAUUGCCGACCCGCGUUGAUUCUGCUUUCCAGUGGCGGAAUGGCACCACCUUUUUCUUCAAGAAUGAUACUUAUUGGAGGUUUGAUGGUCAAAAAUUAACGGGUGCGCAUCCCGGCUCUGUCUCGAAGGAUUGGUUAGGUUGCGGAUUAUCGUGAGAAAUAUCGUCUGACAAAAAAAAACCUUCUUCAAGAAAGGCAGUUAUUGAGAUUUCGGUGUGUUCGCGGAAGGGUGGAUGUUCAUCGAGAAUUUGUUUCGAAUGAGACGUAUAGGCGGGCGUAUAGGCUUCCAGACUAGACGGACUUCUUCAGAAAAGACAGACAUCGGAAAUCAUAUGGUCACAAAAUGGCCGUUGCUCAUCAGAAUUCCGUCUUGAACCAUUGGCUUGACUGCAGAUCAUCUUUGGCGAUUACAGAAUCAGUGUAAUGUAGUUACACUAUACAUAUCUUGUAGAACGUAUCAUCUAUAGAUCCUACAUGGCGUGGAGUCAUGAUAAUAAAUGAUAUAAAAUGAAACUUGUUUUAAACCAAAUGUCGUCAACGAAACUGGACUCAUUCACUGUAUAAACAAGCCAUGGUGUCGAGUUAACUGUCUGACAAGUUAUCCGAUAUUUUCGUUGAUUCUGAUUGACUGGGCAUGCAUGAACUGCUGGGAAGCAUGUCGUGACUGAUCGAUACAUGGAAUUGUCAGAUAAGACAGACGCUUCUAUGUCCCACAUUCUGAUAGCAGGUUUUAAGUUGUGGUUUAAGUAUGGAUAGCCAAUUGUUACAUAAAUCACUAACAA